Molecule: messenger RNA, 1591 nt
Organism: Lingula anatina
Lineage: Eukaryota; Metazoa; Brachiopoda; Lingulata; Lingulida; Lingulidae
Cellular component (GO): membrane
Source: RefSeq, a predicted model, not a curated record
CGCAAUGGACGCAAGCCAUACCCAGUUGUUUCAGACGGGUCAGCCUCCAGACCGUUUUCGUUACGGUGCCCUCAAAUGUUUGGGUGGAUUCCAGAUUGCUUUGGGACUCCUUAUAAUAGGGUGUGGCGCGGCCGACCUCCAUCUCAACUAUUUUGCCAUUGGCCAAAACCCCCUCCCUUCCAAUACCAACAUGUAUUAUCAUCGCAACAUGACUUUUAAUGAGAUAGGUCACAUCUUGACUGUGGUCAGUGCUCCGAUAUGGUGCGGUGCCUGGUUUUUCUUUACCGGUAUUUUCGGAGCUUGCAUCACAAAAAAUCGACAAAGUUACAAACGAUGCCUGCGGAACUCUUUCCAGACGUUUUCAAUCCUCACUGCCAUAAUCUUCGGUCCUACUGCGAUGGGGUUAGUGAUUGUUUCACCUUUUUUCAUAAUCAGUUCCAAUGCCAAUAUUUUACAGUACGUGUUUUUUGUGGCAGCGGGAGGGCUGGGCUUCAUUGAGUGGAUAGUAGCCAUCGUGUCCGCCUCCGUCUGCUGUUGCUGCUCGCCCAUAGACCAGCAAGAAACGCAAGUUCUCUAUAUACCGGGCAGUGUACCGGGUCAGCCCUACUAUCCAAUGAUAAGUACCGCCCAACAACAGCAACAACAGCUCCCACCACAGUCUCAACACUACAUGUCACCCACUGCCCCUAUGGGAUACCAACAGCCAGGUCCACAUACCCCGUACCAAACAGCCGGAGGGCCCUCCUACCAGAAUCCAAACUACCAGCAACCUGGAGGUAACUGGACUUAAGAGAAAUCAAAACACACUGAGGCUUUUGCCCGCGGAGAAAACUUCUAUUGACACUAUAAGCGUACUCCGAGUGCACUGACUGAAAAGCAGAAAUAAGAAGAUGAAGACAGUGACACUAAUUAUGGUAGUUCACCGCCCACUGAAACCAAGCAGUAGCAAGGUUCUGACAGUUGUUAUGGCAACGUUAACUACAUUAUCAAAUCAGAACUCUUAUAUGCCGUCUGCAAUAUCAAAUCACUAGUACAUGUACAUAGCAACUUCUUUUUUUUUUUUUACAGUUUAUGCAUUUUAACAUGCAGCGCAGCCAAGCACGUCUAUGGGUGCUUUCCAAAUGUAGCUAUCGUCCUACAAAUAUUGAUCCAACUCCUCAGGGACUCCCGCUGAAUGUAAUAUGAUUAAUUGAAUGUCACGCUUCCUCGAGCAGCUAGGGGUGAUGAACUAUCGUGUGCGUUCGAUCGCACUCAAAACGAAGCGAAAAAGCUUCCUGAAGCCGAGGAAAUCACCUCUAAAUGACGUGGCAACCGCUCACGUCGUGGUUAUACACUGGAAUAGGCCGAGAUCAUCAGACGAUUGGUGAAUGGGUUUCGCCCUAUACAGCUUUUUUGCGGGCCACGUUGCUGGACGCGUGUUUGAGAAACAGUCGUUCCCCUGGCGCGGAAUACAAGCCACAUUAACUUGUGUAGAUAAAGCAGAUGCAUCAAUGACUUAUUUUCAUGCAUGGCGUAAAAUAUACACAAAGCUGUAUUUUGUAAUCCAGAUAUAUAUGUGUAUGUGUGUGUGGCAUUCAGAGAGCUCAACUAU